This is a messenger RNA of Peronospora belbahrii, 900 nucleotides long. Lineage: Eukaryota; Oomycota; Peronosporomycetes; Peronosporales; Peronosporaceae. The record is from the annotation of a GenBank genome assembly.
AUGAAAUCGCAUGCUUUCGUGCUGUGUAAAGUACGACAUAAUGUGAGUCUGUCACCAUGUCACGCUAUGGAACCACGAGUAGGAAUUGAUCAAGAUCUUACGGAGCAAUUGAUGCAAUAUUCAGAAACACUACAGGGUGUAGUAUUGAGUUUUAAUAACGUUCAGUUGGAUCGACCGUAUGGUGCUAUUGUGAAUGAAAUGCCCUAUAUUCAUUGCAAAGUAUUGGCUGAUGCACUGGUAUUUCGGCCUACACUAGGCAUGAAACUAUGUGGUAUUGUCAAUAAGAUUGGAAGCAAUCAUAUUGGUAUGCUCUUUGCUGGUGUCUUUAAUGGUUCAGUGGCUGAGACUGAGUUACCGAAAGGAUUUGUACAUAACUAUGCUCAGGAUUGCUGGCUGGGUGAGGACGGCUCGUCAAUUUCUGUGCAAGAUGAAGUGAAUGUCCAAGUGCUACGUGUUCACAUUGCUGGAGGCAUGAUCGCUAUUGAGGCCACGAUGCGUUUUAGUGAUUCAAGCGUCGAAAAGCUUGCGUCGGAAAAGAAGGUGAAGAAGGUCACGCACCUUAAUCUGACAGCAGGAGAACCAGUGACUAAUCUGACUGAAGAGAAGAAGGUCAAGAAACGUACGGAGUUUGAGGAAAAGAAGAGUUGGAAUGCCAAGAAGGUUGAGGAAGUUACUUUGACAAUGACCAAGGUGGUCGAAGGUGAGGAUGCUAAGGUGAAGAAGGGCAAGAAGGAUAAGCCUGAAGAAGGUAAUCAAGCAAAAGACAAGAAGAAAACCAAGAAGCACAAGCUCAUGGAAGAUGUCCUGGAAGAGACAGAGGAGAAAGUUGUAGUGAAACUAAAGAAACACAAGGAAAAAGACGCCAAGAAGAAGAAACACAAGAAGAGCAAGCAAGAAUAG